Molecule: messenger RNA, 312 nt
Organism: Cladophialophora bantiana CBS 173.52
Lineage: Eukaryota; Fungi; Ascomycota; Eurotiomycetes; Chaetothyriales; Herpotrichiellaceae
Exons: 1
Coding region: 1-312 (103 amino acids)
Source: RefSeq, a predicted model, not a curated record
AUGGAAGAAGAGUCCGACAAAGAAGACCUAUCCAACGUGCGACCCAAAUUUAUCGCGCUUGCAAAUAAGUCAAGGACUUCUGUGGGUCUCGCUGCAAAAAGCACCUCAGAACUUGAACAGGAGCUCGAGGAACACAUACAGAGCAAGCCCAAAGGGUGGUCCAGAGUUGAAACGCUGGUUGAAAUCCUGUGGGAGAUACUCAAACUCUUGGUCUCCUUCCUGGCGUCAGAGGAUGCGAAGACCCUGAUCCCGGCGACGAAGACGGGGACGAUGGGUGGGAUGAACCUAACCCGCCCCGUCCCCCGGAAAUAG